UGGAAGUGUUGUUUUGAGAGUUGUUUAUGUAUCUUUUUAUUUAACUAGGGUGGGGGAGUGGGGGGUUCCUGCUAGCGCUGGUGUGGCUCACCUCCUCUUAAUACCUAAGUGCUCACUGGGGGUGGUGGUACAGUGCCCCAGAAGGUUCAACUCCUCUCCGCUGGGGGCACCUCUGCUCCUUGGUGCUGGGGGUGGUGGUACAGUGGCCGGGAAAGUUCACCACCUCUGCACUGGGGACAGUUCUGUUCUCGAUGCUGGUGGCGGUCACCGUGUGUUUUAUAUCAGUAAUAAUAUUCAGUCUGUAGGGUCUUAGCAUUUCCAGAAAGGCACCCCUGGUUUAAAAAGACACAUUCAAUAUAAAAUACAGUUUUAUACUUGGAAAAUUGAAAGGUAACAAUAUUUGUUUUGUUUUUUAUUAGUGCAUAUGUUCAAUACAUAAUGAUUACAUUCAUCAUAGAGAGUUGGUACAUGUACAUAACACAUCUUAAUUCUUUUUUUUUUUUUUUCUUUUCUGGGUGCUAUACUUUUGUUGCUGUUUUUUGGUACCGGGGAUUGAACUCAAGCCCUUGCACUUGCCAGCAUAGAUUCCAGCCUCAGAAUCCCCUCUCUGGAGCUCAGCAGUUUGUGGCCAAGGAUCCCCAAGAUGACGACGACUUAAAGCUGUGUUCCCACACAAUGAUGCUCCCCACCCGAGGUCAGCUGGAGGGGCGGAUGAUAGUGACCGCCUACGAGCACGGGCUGGACAACGUGACCGAGGAGGCCGUGUCAGCUGUGGUCUAUGCGGUGGAGAAUCACCUUAAAGAUAUACUGACCUCAGUUGUGUCCAGAAGGAAAGCUUAUCGGUUACGAGAUGGCCAUUUUAAAUAUGCCUUUGGCAGUAAUGUGACCCCCCAGCCUUACCUGAAGAAUAGUGUGGUAGCUUACAACAACUUAAUAGAAAACCCUCCAGCCUUUUCUACUCCCUGUGCUGGUCAGAAUCUGUCUUCUCACCCACCCCCUGACGACACUGAGCAGCAGGCCGCACUCUUACUGGCUUGCUCUGGGGACACACUGCCUGCAUCUUUGCCUCCAGUGAACAUGUAUGACCUUUUUGAAGCUUUGCAGGUACACAGGGAAGUCAUUCCUACACAUACUGUGUAUGCCCUUAACAUUGAAAGAAUCAUCAUGAAACUCUGGCACCCAAAUCACGAAGAGCUGCAGCAAGACAAAAUCCACCGCCAGCGCUUGGCAGCCAAGGAAGGGCUUUUGCUCUGCUGAGUUAGGAUCUGAGGGUGUGGAGCUCUCAUCAAGUCACUGAUUAUUGAAAGUUGAAUGUUUUGGGGUUCACAUUUCAAGACUGAAGUGUAUAUAUAUGUAUAUAUAUAACCUUUCCUAUGGAAAUAUGACAUUGAGUACAUUUUGUGUUGCUACUAUGAAGCCAUUAAUAUAAAUCUGAUAAUGACCCAUGUUUAUAUGUAUUUGUUCCCAGUUCCAGGAGCAGGCAUUAAGGGAGUUCUGUGCCUAGAAUGGGGAUGUUUAGGCAUCUGAGGUUUAGUGUCCUAUGGUCUGCAUGUAAGAUGGAUGACAUCAUAGAAUGAAGAAGCUGUUAUAGCGUAGUUCUCAUGAUUAGCAGGACAUUGGUGUGCUCAGUGACAUCAUAUACUGUGUAUCUGGCAAGUAUCUUAAAAGUUUCUGCCUCUCCUGAAGAAUUGUACUCAUGCAUUUUGGAUAAAAUAAACUGUAUAGUGUUAAAAAUCAGAUAACUCCUUUAGUGACCCAUUUUAAUUUUUAACAGCUACACAUAGUGCCCCAAAAGACAGUUGAUUUGGAAAUGCUGUGCUAUUAGACAGAAGUCCCUUCUUUGUAUUAAAAACCACAAUCAAAACAAAAAAACUCUUGGAAUGCAAUUAAUCUUAUAAAUGUGUUCCUAUAACUGAAGUUUUUUAGCAUUAAUCUGUCCAAAGACUCUGACAUGCUUAUCUAUUAAUUCCUAUAGAAUGUGUUAAGAUAGCUAUACAAACAAAUGGGAUUUAUGCUUGGUAAUUCCAUUCCUUUGAAAUAGCUAUUUCUGUCCUUUCAAGUCAUAAAGUGAAAAUAAUUUACAUUUGAUAGUGUUACUGAUAACCAGCUUUGUUUUUUUUUAUAGAUAUGUUGCUUUUUAUUCAUAGUGUUGAUGGAUAAAUUGGAAUGUAUAGAUGGGUUUAUGUAGAUCUAAAAAAUAGAUAUGUAGAUAUGGUUCAUAUAUCUGGAUCUGUGUAUUUGAUUUUGCAUUUUAAAUGUGACAAAUAAAUGUUUUGGGAGAAAA
Messenger RNA from Heterocephalus glaber (naked mole-rat), 2284 nucleotides. RefSeq names its product transcriptional adaptor 1 (gene Tada1). Gene Ontology annotation, molecular function: transcription coactivator activity. Gene Ontology annotation, cellular component: SAGA complex. Lineage: Eukaryota; Metazoa; Chordata; Mammalia; Rodentia; Bathyergidae. The record is from RefSeq and is a predicted model, not a curated record. Gene Ontology annotation, biological process: regulation of transcription by RNA polymerase II.